Chinchilla lanigera (long-tailed chinchilla) is the source of this 966-nucleotide messenger RNA. Its product is annotated as olfactory receptor 4E1. The transcript has a single exon. Gene Ontology annotation, cellular component: membrane. The record is from RefSeq and is a predicted model, not a curated record. The coding region runs from base 1 to 966 and encodes 321 amino acids. Gene Ontology annotation, biological process: G protein-coupled receptor signaling pathway. NCBI's taxonomy places the organism in Eukaryota, Metazoa, Chordata, Mammalia, Rodentia, Chinchillidae. Gene Ontology annotation, molecular function: G protein-coupled receptor activity; olfactory receptor activity.
AUGGAAGAGGCUUUCCUACUCAAUCAAACUUCUGUAGUAACAUAUUUUCAACUUAGUGGUUUAUCUUUAAAUCAGAAGGUACAGAUGGCAGUGUUUUCCAUAUUCCUCAUGUUUUAUGUUUUGACACUGAUUGGAAACAUCCUCAUUGUCAUAACGAUCAUCUAUGACCGCCGGCUCCAUACUCCCAUGUAUUUCUUCCUCAGCAAUCUGUCCUUCAUUGAUGUCUGCCACUCCACUGUCACUGUCCCCAAGAUGCUGAAAGAUACCUGGUCAGCAGAGAAGCUCAUCUCCUUUGAUGCUUGUGUGACCCAGAUGUUCUUCCUGCACCUUUUUGCCUGCACAGAGAUCUUCCUUCUCACUGUCAUGGCCUAUGAUCGGUAUGUGGCCAUUUGUAAACCCCUGCAGUACAUGACAGUGAUGAACUGGAAGGUAUGUGUGCUGCUGGCUGUGGCCCUCUGGACAGGGGGCACCAUCCACUCCAUAGCCUUGACCUCCCUCAUCAUCAAACUGCCCUACUGCGGUCCUGAUGAGAUUGACAACUUCUUCUGUGACAUACCUCAGCUGGUCAAACUGGCCUGCACUGACACUCGCAUCAUUGAGAUCCUCAUAGUCUCCAACAGUGGGCUGAUCUCUGUGGUCUGUUUUGUGGUCCUUGUCAUUUCCUACGCUGUCAUCCUGGUGAGUCUGAGGCAGCAGAUCUCCGAGGGCAGGCGGAAGGCCCUGUCCACCUGUGCAGCCCACCUCACCGUGGUCACACUGUUCCUGGGACACUGCAUCUUCAUCUAUUCCCGCCCGUCCACUAGCCUCCCAGAGGACAAGGUGGUGUCUGUGUUUUUCACUGCUGUCACCCCUUUGCUGAACCCCAUCAUCUACACUCUUAGGAAUGAAGAUAUGAAGAAUGCCUUGAACAAGUUGAUGGGCAGGAAGGAGAAGAAAAACAAAAAAUUAAAAAGUAUAGGCCAUUAG